AUGAAUACCCUCAUAGCGCCUGGUGACAAACUUGACAUAGCUGAUAAAGAGAAUGUGGUAAUAGGGCCAGGAGUGUAUUGCGAUCCAAGAACCCAAGAAAUACGUCCCGUGAACGCUGGGUUCGAAGUUAUUGGUAGCACCAAGAAAAACUUGUCCAUACGCGUGGACCACAACUCGAAACGAUACAUUCCCGCAGUCGGCGACCUGGUGGUCGGGCUGAUUACUGGUUCGUUUUCAGAUAGCUACCGUGUAUCUCUGGCCAGUUUUUCAUCUCCCGUUACGCUUUCUUAUAUGGCCUUUCCAAACGCUUCCAAAAAAAACAGGCCAUCUCUCAAGGUCGGAGAUUUGGUGUAUGCUAGGGUAUGCAAGGCAGACAAGGAGCUUGAGGCUGAAAUUGAAUGCGUAGAUUCUACCACAGGCAAAGAUGCGGGAUUCGGACUCUUGGAUGGAGGCAUGGUGGCUGAUGUCUCGCUUGCGUUCAGCAGAGAGUUAACUUUUAACAAUGAAUAUCCGCUGCUUACGUUACUUGCCAAAAAUGCGCAAUUUGAAAUUGCCAUAGGCAUCAAUGGCAAAGUAUGGAUAAAGUGUGACGACGUGAAAAGUACUUUAGCAUGCUACAGAUCUAUCAAUGAUUGUCAAAGCCACCCCUCUGCCGAACACAAAUUCAUCAUAUCUCAGCAUUUUAAAGCGGUAACAAAUUCGGUGCAGUGA
Messenger RNA from Lachancea thermotolerans CBS 6340, 711 nucleotides. It is a transcript of the gene RRP40, whose product is annotated as exosome non-catalytic core subunit RRP40. Gene Ontology annotation, molecular function: RNA binding. Gene Ontology annotation, cellular component: cytoplasmic exosome (RNase complex); nuclear exosome (RNase complex). Lineage: Eukaryota; Fungi; Ascomycota; Saccharomycetes; Saccharomycetales; Saccharomycetaceae. The coding region runs from base 1 to 711 and encodes 236 amino acids. The record is from RefSeq and is a predicted model, not a curated record. Gene Ontology annotation, biological process: poly(A)-dependent snoRNA 3'-end processing; U4 snRNA 3'-end processing; CUT catabolic process. The transcript has a single exon.